Phycomyces blakesleeanus NRRL 1555(-) is the source of this 1488-nucleotide messenger RNA. RefSeq lists its product as hypothetical. Gene Ontology annotation, cellular component: alpha DNA polymerase:primase complex. Lineage: Eukaryota; Fungi; Mucoromycota; Mucoromycetes; Mucorales; Phycomycetaceae. Bases 1 to 1488 code for a protein of 495 amino acids. Gene Ontology annotation, biological process: DNA replication, synthesis of primer. The record is from RefSeq and is a predicted model, not a curated record. The transcript is spliced from 10 exons.
AUGCACAGACAAAAGAAAAAAAUCAAUCGAUUUGAGGCUGCAAAUCAUGCCCAAGUAUCUACGGACUAUGGUAGAAAUGACAUCAGUAAACAAUAUCCAACACGAUUGAACUUUUAUCUCGCACCACCAAGUACUGAGAUCACCAUUGAAGAAUUUGAACUAUUUGCGCUUGAUCGUCUUCAAGUUCUCAAGACACUCGAGACCGCAUCGUUGAGAAACCUUCGUGGAGCCGAGUUAGAGCGAGUAAUGAACCCUGUACUUGAACAACAUCUUCCUCUUAAAUCAAAUAUAUCACAAUCACCUACAUUAUACGAGGACCGUCGAAAAGAUCACAUCAGUCACUAUGUUCUCAGACUUGCUUAUUGUCGGAGUGAGGAGUUGAGAGUAUGGUUUUUACGACAAGAAUGCAAUCUGUUCAGAUACCGAUUUGAGCAAGAAGGACAAGAAGAAAAAAGACGGUUUCUGACAGAGUUGAACCUUAACUGGAAGAUUCUUGACCAAGAAACAAAAGAUAGUAUAACUCCACAGCUGGAAAAAUCCCUUAGUUAUAGUGGCUCAAAGAAAGAAUUGCUCCAAGUACGCCAGCGAGUACAAAGCGAAACUUAUUUUGAGGUCGAUUUUGAAAAAGUACCAGACCUUUUAUCACGACGAUCUGUAUAUAUACACAAAGGAAAGGCGUAUGUGCCAAUGGCAGAACAAGUUAGUUUGGUCAUGGAUGAGUUCAGACUGCGUUUGUCAAAGGCAUUGGAGGUCACUUCAAAAAUCUUACCACGUAUGGAGGAGGAUGAUCGCCUCCGGCCGAUCUUGCUUAAUGUUGAGAAACAAUACACAGGAAAAUCAUACGGAGCAUCAAAUAAUUCAGAUGGCACGGUCCAAGCUAGUGAUGUAGAUGGGUUAAUUUCGGAACAUGCACCAUUGUGUAUGCGCAAUUUACACGACUCUCUUCGAGCAAAUAAGCAUCUUCGUCAUGGCGGACGUAUGCAAUACGGACUUUUCCUCAAGGGAAUAGGACUCAAUAUUGACGAAGCCAUCUUAUUCUGGAAACUUGCCUUUGCAAAUCUCCCAGAUGAUAAAUUUCAAAAGGAGUAUGCUUACAAUAUCCGACAUAACUAUGGCCUUGAAGGAAGACGCCUGGAUUACACGCCUUACAGCUGUAUGAAAAUCAUUCAAUCCAAUCAGCCUUCAUCUGGGGACAGCCACGGUUGCCCAUUCAAACACUUCUCUCCUGAAAACCUGGAAACUAGACUGUACAAAGAUAAAAUUGAUAAGCCUCAGAUACAGGAGAUUAUGACUCUGGUCAAUAAUCGACAUUAUCAACUUGCCUGUACACGACACUUUGAAGUAACACAUACAAAGGUGACAGAAAAGGCAACCAUUAUCGAACAUCCAAACCAAUAUUAUGAAAUGAGCAAGGCCGCAGCAGAAAUUGCAACCACAAAACCUGAUACACAAGUAGUAACAGAGUCAAUGAUGGAUAUAGAUCAAUAA